This is a messenger RNA of Phragmites australis (common reed), 1720 nucleotides long. Its product is annotated as protein PLASTID MOVEMENT IMPAIRED 1-like. The coding region runs from base 84 to 1646 and encodes 520 amino acids. Lineage: Eukaryota; Viridiplantae; Streptophyta; Magnoliopsida; Poales; Poaceae. The record is from RefSeq and is a predicted model, not a curated record. The transcript has a single exon.
CUCUCUUAUCUGCUCGACGGCCUUAACUUGCUUCGAGCUGCUACCUAUCAGCUGCAGGUGAGAUCGAGCACUGUUGCAGCGCCAUGGUUGAGGACGAGAAGUCCACCAACCAAAUCCUCCAGGCGCUCGACGCGCUCAGUCACACGCUCUACCAAGCACGCGCUAACCGCCGCACCACCUCCCUCGCACUCCCUCGCUCGGCCGCCGACGGCGAUGAUGCCGGUGGCGCAGACGCUGACGUGGCUGAGGCGCGCCCGCGGCCCCGGCGCCGCUUGUCCCUGAUGUCACCGUUCCGGUCGAGGCCUAAGUUGGACAAGAAUGAGAAUGACGACGACGGGGAGGAGGAGGACGACAACGCGGCGCCGUUCAAGAGCCAAGGCUUCGCCGCGGUGACCACGGAGGCAGAAGUGGCGGACGGAGAAAAGAAGGGGAUAUGGAGCUGGGGCCCGAUCCGCGCGCUGUCGCACAUCGGAAUGCAGCGGAUGGGCUGCCUCUUCUCCGUGGAGGUGGUGGCCGCGCAGGGCCUGCCGCCGUCUAUGAACGGGCUCCGCCUCGCGGUGGCCGUGCGCAAGAAGGAGACGCGCGACGGCGCCGUGCAGACCAUGCCGGCCCGCGUGCAGCAGGGCGCCGCCGACUUCGACGAGACGCUCUUCGUCCGGUGCCACCUUUACCGCAGUGGCGGCGGCACCACGGGCAAGCCGCUCAGCUUCGAGCCCCGGCCGUUCCUCCUAUCGGUGGUCGCAGUGGACGCGCCGGAGCUCGAUCUCGGCCGGAGCGCCGUGGACUUGGGCUUGUUUGCGAAGGAGUUCACGGACAAGUGUCAGCAAGGGGAGUGCGUCCGGCAAUGGGACAUGGCGUUCCCGCUCGCUGGGAAGGCGAAGGGCGGCGAGCUCGUCCUCAAGCUGGCGUUCCAGAGCAUCGACGACUGGGGCGCCGGGUUGUACACCCAACCAGCUGGAGAAGACAAGACUAGCUCCUCUUCGUCGCUGUCCUCGUUUGCACGGAAGCUCAGCAAGUCGUCGUUUAGCAUCAUGCUGACCCCGAAGAUGACUCGCACGGCGCCGUCACUGACGCCGAAGAUGGGCGUGCCGUCUCCGGACUUGAAGGACAUUGACAACUUCAAGCUUGACGAACCCACCCCAGCGGCCGAGGCCGUCAAGGAGGAAGAGGUCAAGGAGGAGCAACAGAAAGAGCCAGAGCGUGAGGCCGAGGACGCAGAAUCCGAUGACUCGGAGCUCCCAGAGUUCGACGUCAUCGACAAGGGCAUCGAGGGACAAGAAGAGAAGGAUGAACUAAAAGAAGAGGCUGAAGCAGAGAAAGGAGCCGAGGAAGAGGAGGAUUCGUCGGCUGCCGGCGAGGUGAUCAAGGAGGCGAUUACCAACCAGAUGAAGGCCCUCGAGCCGACAAUGCUCGGCGACGCGUCGGAAGCGGUCACAGAGUCGGUGGAGCCGCCGGAGGACGAGGAGGUAGAACCGGACGCCAACGAGGAGGAAGUGACCCGGGAGUCCUUGCAGGUGCCGGAACAAGGAGAAGACAAGGACGCGGCCGCCAAGUCCUCACCGCCUCGAAUUGGGUGGCGAACUAUUGCCAUCCUUGUCACCCCCAUAGCAGUCUUCGUAAGCAAAACUCUUGUCACAAUGCGCUGAAAAUACUUAGGAGCCGUUUAGAAAAGUUGUAUUUGUAUAUCGUUUGCUACAAUGGUGUAUGUGUGCUCCUCAAG